Messenger RNA from Parastagonospora nodorum SN15, 792 nucleotides. RefSeq lists its product as hypothetical. Bases 1 to 792 code for a protein of 263 amino acids. NCBI's taxonomy places the organism in Eukaryota, Fungi, Ascomycota, Dothideomycetes, Pleosporales, Phaeosphaeriaceae. The transcript is spliced from 4 exons. The record is from RefSeq and is a predicted model, not a curated record.
AUGUCUCUCGUUGCCGGUAUGGCUACUUCAAAACUUGUGCUCAUAUCUCUUCCUUUCCCAACAAUCACAUUGUCGAUAAUGAGUCCACUUAAUACAAUCAACCUCAAAGUGGCCUUCCCCAGUCUGUUCCUCGCUCUCGAUCACCUCAAAGAAGACCAGGAGAACGAAGCAUGGCCCGUUGUCGACAUAGACGAACUUGCGAAUGUCGUACGCAUCAUUCACGACUUUUAUGUGCUGACAGCAUCGCCGAUCCAAUCACCAUCAUCGAGUGCAGUCAGUAUGAGUACCGAACAAUGGUCGACAACAUCGAACGUAGUGGCUGAGAACUCGCACAACGGCGAUUACCAAUGUGCCGAGAUGCUAGUGCUUCAGUGGGGAUGGGACGACGCUCGGGACCUAAAACGCGACGAUCUGAAUAACACCACGGCAACACGACCACACAUCACUUCGGCUCAGGGAAUGGUCAUGAUACAUACGGAGGUUGCCACCACUUUACAUCCUUCACCGGUGCAGUACGAAACAGAUGAGACGAACGUCGAAUACACGCCCCUUGGGCCACACAUCCCACUGGAAGAGUUCAGCAUGCCUUGUGAGGACUUGUUCGCGCCAGACGACCAUUGCGGAAUAUGCAAUGAACGACUAAUUGGCCCAGUAAACUGCGAAUUGGUACGCGCUAUAUGUCAGGCAAGACAUCCUUUCCAUGAAGACUGCCUGAAUGAGUGGGUGAACCACAGUGCAAUGCCCAACGCGAAUACGUGCCCGCUCGACCGGGAAGUUCUCUGCGAGGGAUGA